Molecule: messenger RNA, 9839 nt
Organism: Xyrichtys novacula (pearly razorfish)
Lineage: Eukaryota; Metazoa; Chordata; Actinopteri; Labriformes; Labridae
Source: the annotation of a GenBank genome assembly
GGGACGAAUCUGUGGAUGCGUUUCGCAACCAGUCUGGAGUUUUCCGCUGCACUUGGCUGCAUAUCUGGAAGGUGACAAGCGCCCUGCAACGAGUCAGGGCGAAUCCUGCACACUUUAUGAUGACAUUAACAAUGCGUAAAAAUGCAAACGUACUUUGUCAGCGGGCAUAUUGACUAUUGUGGCAACCUGUGGAUUCCCUUACAGUCACCCCACAGCUCUGAUAAGAGUAAGUCGAAGACGUUCCCAACUUUUUGAUGCUAUCAAGUUUUAUCUGCCAAACUUUCACGCGCAGCCGGUCGUCAUGUUGCAUAAAUUUGGCUCACACAGCGCCGGUGUUCCGGUCUCCAGUGCAGACCUGCAGCUUAAGCUGACGGACAACAAGAGCGGGCUGGUCACAGCAGGGAUGGGGAUGGAGAGUGGAACUGGGAAGAAACUCAUAGAGAUUACUGGACCAGCUUUAUCCAAGAGGAAACUUCUGGUGGGCUUGGACCUCCUCUGUCUCUUUCUUGGUAAAUAUUAGUGCAAAAACUACUACACAUACUGUGCAUUUGAUUAAGUUACUUGCAAAGCUUGUGUGUAACAGUGUUAUUUCAGCAUGUAGUUUGAGAUUGUUUUGUGUGUUUAAGAAGUACUGACACAAGUCUUUUGGAAAAGAAAAGAAAAGGCAUGUUUGAUUUUGCGCAUGGUUUGUUCCACCCGGAACACAGCCACUUUCAAUAACAAAGCAGCCCAAUUUUCUUUUAUUCGUGAACAUCUUCGGUCUUUUUGAAACUGCUGCACCAAAAAGAGUUACCUCUUCUUUGCUAGGCAUGCGGGAAAAUAACCUGGAUUUAUUUCUCACGACUUGAUUGCGCAUUUGUAGGCCAAACACUUGGAAAACUAUUGAGGAAGGGGCUUUCCAAUCAAAUUUUCAGUAUCAAGUUAAUUGGUUUGUUUCAAUUCUUACCAUCCCUUUAGUUUUACUGGGGGGCAAAGGGUGAACCUCUUUGAAAGGUGACUGCUCAGACUGAUGAGGGCUAACAUAAACUAAAAUUAGUUCUGCUCCGCUUUGUUUGCAUUCAUUUCCAUUCAGUCGACAAAUGCAGCAAAUUAUGAGUCUGAAAUAUAUCAGCAACAAAUAAAAACAAAAGGCAAAAAGUUUUCCGACUUCUCCAUCAGCAUAGAUCCCUAGCUCUCUGUUUUCCGCUCGUGCGCGCUCUCGAGCGAUCCGUGCCAGCCUGCUCGUUCAUUGCCCAGGGAAUUCUACAGUUUCCAUGGCAACCUUUAGUUCUCAGGGUAGUGCCGGGCCGAGGGGGAAUUGUAUGUGGUAUAAAUAAAUAAAUAAAUAAAUGCACGACCCACAAUGUGUACGCGCGCGUGUGGAAAGAUAUGUACGUGUGCGCACAUGAGUGUAAUUGGUGACCCUCCUCCCAUGGACCCUGUGAGUGACAGGAGGGAGCUUAUGUAAUGCUUACUAAUUGGAAAAAGCUGGGUGGAUGGAGAGGUAGUUUGUAUUAACAACAGAUUGGGCAUGUGCAGAUGGGAGGGUCUCCCUCUCUGUGCUGUGUGAAUGCAUGAAUGCAAGACCGAGGAGGAGAAGGAGAAGGAGAGGUGUGUGCACAGAGGGGUGCUGUGGUGGGGAGGUGGACAUGGAGAGACAAACAGAGACAGUGUGUGGCUGGCUCUGGCUCUGCUUUGCUGCGGCAUUCGCUCUUUGUGUUCUAGGGGAAGAGUUGAACUGAAGUCACAAACAACUCCCCUUUCUCUUCUCAUAAACUGAAGUGCACAUUCACACACACAUGCACACAUGCACACAAAUGCACAGCCCAAUCUAGGUCUCUGAUGAGCUCUGGCUCCUUCUCUUUUCUAUUUACAGACCCCCACAUUCCUAAUCGCUGUCUGACUGAUGAUGAUCUCCAGAGAAAAAGUCAGGGUUCCCAUCCUUGUUUUCCUGUAAAACUAUUCCCAGUGUGACUUGUCUCAUUCCUCCAGUAUCCCUCUUUCACUGUGACUGUCUCAUUUUGAGAACCCUCUGUAUUUUCAGUUUCUAACCAGACUUUCAUCUGCAAAAUGUAGGGCUUACUGUGUGUCUCUUUGUAGAUGACAGUCAUGAGCAUCCCAUUCAUACUGGUGUUGUGUAUGGGAUAUCAGUGAAUCAGUGCUGUUAUGAAAACAGUGAAAAAGUACUUAAUGUUUGCACACAAACACACAUGAAUGACUUGUUUGACUAGUUGCAUUGUCGAUGUAAAAGGUAAAACAAAGUUGACUAAAAAAAGGAAAUGUGGUACAAUGAAAAACAAAGAAGCCACUGGCAGUUGCAACAUAACCUCAAGUAGUAACAUAAGUAGUUGAUUAGAGCUAGGGAUCCUCUAAAGCAGCCAAUUUAUUCAAUAAAUAUUGCAAUUUUUUUAGGACUACAUAUAAAAAGUGGACACCCUCUCAAGUAAGUAGUGUGGAUCAUUAGUCAGUUUGCUGAGUUAAUUAUGCUGGAAUUGUCUCAGAAUUCUGCAUCUUGUUUCAUCCACGUGAUGCCGUCCAGUUUUUUACUGCCAUGAUGCUACGAUGCUCUACUAUCUGAUACAAACAAGCUCAAAAGCCAACUCAUAGCAAGGCAUGAUUUUGUAGUAUUUAGAUCUAAAAACUGAGACAUGUAGGCUGUGUCUGGUUGGUCUGGUUGAUCUGAAAUUAUAGGAAAUGAGAACCCCCCAAUAACUUUUAAAAACAGAGCUUCACAGAAAAAAGAGGACUUGAGCACAAACCAGUCUUACAAUAACUACACGUCAACAUCGCAAGCAGGGGGGAGAAAAAAUUAUGUUCUGUGUAAUAAAUUUCUAAAGUUUGUCCACAGCUCCAUAAGCUUUGCUGGCGGAGGAUUUAUGACCUAUACUGCAGCCCCGUCAACAGAGGGUGCUGUUCUCGGAGUGGCUUCAUCCACCAAGGAGGCAGACCAUAGACUGUAUAUAGAAUGGACGCCAUCUGCCUCCUCGCUGGGUGAAGCCACUCCGAGAACAGCACCCUCUGUUGAUGGGCUGCAGUAUAGGUCAUAAAUCCUGCCUCCGCCAGCAAAGCUUAUGGGGCUGUGGACAAACUUUAGAAAUUUAUUACACAGAACAUAAUUUUUUCUCCCCCCUGCUUGCGAUGUUGACGUGUAGUUAUUGUAUGACUGGUUUGUGCUCAAGUCCUCUUUUUUUCUGUGAAGCUCUGUUUUUAAAAGUUAUUUGGGAGUUCAUGUUUGCUAUGAUUGAUACCUGAUACAGCCUAUGGGCUUUCAGGGAUUGCGUAGCUCUCCAGGGGUACACGCUGUUUGAGCCGAGCGUCAUCACAGCGACUCUCGGCGACUGCGUGGCCAAAUGGGCGCAUCGCUACUGCGCAGCGCUGGUUUCAGGAAAUGAAGAAAAAUUCCGGAAAUACCGAGAGCUAUUUGGCUUCAAAUCCGUAUAAACCAAGUUGUCCAAAGUAUAUACAGUCUAUGAGGCAGACUCUGUCCAUUCUAUAUACAGUCUAUGUGUUUACCAGCAGACUCCCUGUCACAAUGUAAGCCGUGUUAAUUACAUUUUAUUCAAUGGCAUUUUUUUUUGAGUGUCCCCUCUUUUACAAAAGUGGGAACCAAAAUCUGCCUAAAAGGCACAAAGCAAUAACUGGCCAGUCAGUUAUCAGGGGGGUCAUACCACCCAAGGUCAUCCCUCUCGAUUCAUCUCUGAUAUUUCAAGGGAGUAGUCUAUAAAAAUAACUUGUAGUUGAACAAAUUUCAAACUUUGGCAGCAUGAAUUUCCCAACUAUAUUUUAAGUACUUUCUCUCAAACUAAGCUGACCAACUGACUCAGACACUUUGAAUGUUAUUCUUCAGAAAAACAUUGGACGUUUGCGCAAAGAUGAGUCUGAACAAAGUUUUGUCAGGGUUUUUGUUAGAUAGCUAUGAAGCAGCCCUGAAAUAUUUCCAAUAAUGCCUCACCCAUUUCCAUACAUGGACAACACUGAAUUACUUGUGACCUAUGAGAUAGUAAGACAAACAUUAAUUCUCUAAGGUUGCAGACCGUCUUUCUGUUGUUUGUCAGUUCCCCCAUUCUACGUUUCUCUUUUCUCCUCAUAUUUCUCACGCACACUCUUCUGUUUCUCAUCAGAUAGAGGAAUGUUUAUACUCCCAGAGGGCAUUGUUGUGAAACUGAACCUCUCUCCUUUCUCCUCCUUGCAGCUUCCAUUCCAUUUUUUGCGUGUGAACUGAAGGCAGUGAGUCCAUAUAGGAGGGGCUUCAUGUGCGGAGACCCCAGCAUCACCUACCCUUACCUGCACCGAGAAGCCAUAUCUGAUGAGUUACUCAUAGCUGGUGGCAUCAUCAUCACUGGCCUCACUGUGAGCACAGACAUCCUAAUUGGACUCUCUCUUUUGUACAAAGGGAUGUGAAAUGAUGGUUCUGACUGUGUGCUUGCCUACAGAUUGCCCUCGGGGAGUGUUACCGAGUUCGAUUCCGCAGUGUGAGCUCCAAGGCCUUCGUAAGGAACUUGUAUGUGUCGUGUCUGUACAAGGAGCUGGGCUGCUUCCUGUUUGGCUGCUGUGUUGGUCAGUCGCUCACCAACAUGGCCAAGCUGAGCGUUGGGCGGCUGCGUCCCCACUUCCUGUCUGUGUGCGGGGUCACAUAUGAGUCACUUAACUGUACACUUGGAACUUAUGUUGCAACAGUGAGCUGUCGCCAACCUGAUCAUCGGUUGGAAGAGGAGGCCAGGUGUGUGUGUGAGAGACUAUGUUUAUACCAUUGACUGUAUAUAAAGAUGGACAAUAAGUCUCUACCUCCUCCUGAUGUACAAAAGUGAUGCCAAAAAUACCCUUUUUGGUGGAUGCUGACAGUUUGUAUAUUUUUGCCAUCGACUAGUCUUUUCCGUUAAGCUAAUUAAAUUGCAUGUGGAUAGAACUGUUGCUCCCCCACUCAGCAAAAUUUGCUGCAACAAUGUAGCUGUAAGUCAUGCCCCUGCAUGUUAUUUUAUAGCAUUAUAUAACAAUUUGAAACUGACCUUUUCAAAAAUCUGAACACUUGUACUAAAACUACCAUGAUAGAAAAUAGAUUCAGCAACCAUAUUUCAAUAAGGACCACUUCUGUCAAAGAGAAUGAAUUAUUUUCACGCUCUAAAUUACAUUUGGCGAUGUGGUCUUGUUCUGAGAGCUUCCUGCCCUUCCACACGCAUAUGUAGAAAUCCAAAGCCUCUGGUGGGGUGAGUACACCUCAUAGCUGUUUCUUACAUGAAAAGCCAAGGCAGGGAGUACAUCAGUGGCAAUACACAUGACACAAGUAAAACCAGACACAGCUUAAAAAAGAGGAGGUAGAGGUGGGUUGUGCAGUGAUUUGCAAAAGAAUGAGGCAAGGUAGAGUGGGCAAGCGAAAGCCGUUCAAACAGAAUGUCUGUUUUGAGUCUAGCAAACUGGAUGCGUGAAAGGUAAAUAGUGGGCACAAGGAUCAGCACUUGAACUGAGGGCUAAGCUUGACUUAUUGGCUUGCUCCAAUUAAUGCAAUACUCAAUAUAAGGAAAUUUAAUUGAUGUGUAUUUUAAUUUUCAUAUUUUGACUCUCAUCCCAUUUGUCAACAUGGAGGAGGCAGUCAGUGUGACCCAUGCUGUAGUGCAGUGAAUAAGAAGUGGAAGCUCUAGACGGCUAUCAUGUUGUCCAUGCUUUUAUACAGUCAAAAGUUUGUGAGAUGUUAAAAUUAUUACAGGAAAUAGAUUAAGAAGAGGAAAAGUAACUGGCGAAACAAUACAGAUUUACUGUAUUUUAUUCGUCAUUGCAUUAUAACUGUCCGAAGCAGCUUUCUAAACACCAUGGAAGCUGAUGACAAACGGCUGCCUAGCUUUUUCCUUUUUCAUUACUUGAUCCAUCUUGAAAGAGUUAAUGAAUACAGCAUGUCUUUUAUAUUGAUUUUUUUCAAUAUUAUUCUAAAUACUUUUCAAUUUAUUUUAGGAAGUCCUUCUUCUCCGGCCACGCCUCCUUCGCCAUGUACACAAUGCUCUAUUUAGCAGUGAGUAUUUCCAUUCAGCUACUACUUUUCUUCCUUUUUCAUACACUUUCUCUAUCUCUCUCACACACAAAGGCUGGCAAACACAAUUUACUAUCUCUCUAAUAUCCAAUUACCAUAUCUGUAGAAAAUGGGGAGGGCAAAUGAAUGAAGCAGGCAGCCAUCAUCGGUCCAGUUAGCAGCAGAAAGAAAAGAGACAGAAAAAAGGAGAGAGAGAGAGAGAGAGAGAGAGAGAGAAGGAGGACUGGGAGUAGAAAUGGGACAAACAGAGACAGCUUUGUUCCACUGUGGGAGGAGUGUGACCUCGCCUCACCGCCUCACUGCUCUCCCCUUUGUGUGUGUGUGCAUGUGUGUGUGUGUGCGUGCGCCCCUGUAUUGAAAUGUGUUUAUGGAGGCUGAUGUGUGCUGGAGCUAGCAUAUGUACAUGUGUGCAUACAGAAUAUUAAUGUGUGCACCAUCUUGUGUGUGUGAUAUCUUGUGGGCUCGCUCAUUUUCUCCAACUGUCACCCUGUUUCAUGGAGCAAAAGUGCUGUGAUACAUUCAGCAUGAGGUAAACGGGUAGAUGAAAAACAAGGCACAUUCAGUCACUGCAACAAUAAGCAUUAAGGAGCUUUGCAAUUUUUGUUUUAUUGGAGGGCACCAUACUCUGCUUUAUUUGAUAGAAUGCACCUUACUGGUCUGGUGCAAACAAUAUUAAGAUUUGAAUCUGUUGUUUGAACAAAAUGGGACUGGUUAGUGAUGUCUAGCAGUCAGAAAAGCUCCUAUGCUCACACCUCCCUUCUGUUCAACAACAAUGGGUACCAAUGGCAAAAAAGCUCUAAUGAUGCAUUCUCGGUGUGCUGCUGCUUUUGUCAAGUAUUUCCUAUCAAAAGUGUAAACAAAAAUGAUGCUGGUGCUGCAGCAACCCCUGUUGAAUGCUUUUGUAAUAGAACAAUAAGUUGCAUUGAAGUAAAGGUAUGCAUCAUGGUCAUUGGAGCUUGUGUUGAUUUGGAGGCAGCUAUUUUCAAAGUAGCUAGCUAUCACAGGAGCACAGAUAGGAAAUUUGAAUUAAAGUUAGCUAUCACAGGAGCACAGAUAGGAAAUUUGAAUUAAACAACCAGUCACUGAAAAGAGCCCAACAGAAGAUUAUCUUCUGAGUUCUAAGCUGUUUGGAGUCUGGUAACUGGAGUGCAGGUAGAUGAAGUCAAAGAAAAGGUUGUAUUAUUUGCAGCUGCCAAGCAUUUCAACAUAAAAAUUUAAAUUGUAUUUUUGCACUGCUACCUUCACUGAUAAUUAAUACAUUUUAGCCCCACUACUCCACAACCCUAGAUGUCAUUGUGAAUGUCUUCAAUUUAAAAAAAAAUUAAAUGGUAAGGCAGGGCAAGUAUUUAUAGCACCGUUCAUACACAAGGCAAUUUAUAGUGCUUCACAAUUUAAGAUUAAUAAGACAAACACAUACAUUUUUUCGUCUGUUCUGUGUUUGCCCGAGUUAUUCAUGAAAACCGUUGUUUUCCAGAAAAAACGAAAUAAGUCUCAAGCUUUCAGUCCCGUAGCUCCCCAGCACUCAGCCCGAGUCUCCAAGACCUUGGUGCACAGAGGGUCCCUGACCUGGAGUACACAAUUUUGGCUUAGAGAAAUUAUAUCAUGGAUGUCUAAAUUAUAGCUACUGAUAAUAGUGUUUUGCUCUAAUCUUUGGCCUCUUCGAAUUCACUUUCAGCCUUUUUGUUUUGCACUCAGGGGGUUUUCCUGGUUUUCUAGUUUUGUUCACUGAAGUCACCAGAAACUAAAUCUAAGAAAACUCCUUGAUAUAACACACACACACACACACACACACACACACACACACACAAUGAAGACUCUCGCACAGCUUUCUGUAAUAAUGAAAGUACUGGUCAUCAACUUAAACCAAAGAUGGUGCACGUGAUGAGUUUGCAUCAACACAGAUUGCCUUGACAGCAAUUUAAAGCAGAAGUCAGACUGUAAACAUGAGCUUGUGUUUGUGAAAAUAUAAAGUGGAAACACUUUGGGGUAAAAAAUAACAACUAUUAUUUUUCCUGUAGUUUUACCUGCAGGCGCGGUUUACAUGGAGAGGGGCUCGGCUGCUGAGGCCAGCGCUGCAGUUCUUCCUGAUUCUUCUGGCAGUCUACACAGGUCUGACACGCAUAUCAGACUACAGGCACCACCCGUCUGAUGUGAUCACAGGCUACAUACAGGGGGCACUCACUGCUUACUGGAUGGUCAGUAUUAUAAGACAUAUAAUCUUUUUCACGCACUUGGCAUGUUUCAGCGGAAACUUCUGCCUUCCUCGGAAGUGUUAGUUCGUUGUCGGUGUGACGCGUCAUAAGUGAUGCAAAACAGAACAUGACAGAUGAAGGACAACAAAUUAAGAAACAACUGGGGGAGACAAGACAAGACAGACACAAGCUAGGAUAACAGUUAAACUUUUUGUGUGUGUGUGUGUGUGUGUGUGUGUGUGUGUGUGUGUAUGCCUAUGUAUGAGUGCUUGUUUUAGGGAGAUAUAUAAAACAGAUGACAUUUGAAAAUAAAAAAAACUAACUAAUAAAAUUAAAAAGAAUGAUGCAACAGAACAAAGGGACAAAGCAAAAACUAAAUAAAUAAUAGUAACAAAGAAAAAAAAAAUAUAUAUGCAUAAACAUAAAUAUACAUAUAGCUAUAACUCUUUGUUUUUGUUUUUCUCUUAAAUGUCCCUCUUUUUUUUUUUUUUGACACAUCAUAUUUUUUAACAGGAUGGUCACUCUUGUCAAAAAAAUUGACAGGAGGGUCACGCCUCCAUAUCACUAGCUGAUAUGACGCAUUACACAUACUGCCAAGUGACACUUCUGAUGAAGGCGGAAGUUUCCGCCGAAACAUGUCAGGGUACGUGAAAAAGAUGAUAGGUCAUUAUUAUUGAUCUGCUUGCAUUAUUUCAUGUCAAAAUGUCAACAUUUAAAGGUUGGUUCAUGUGUUUGUGUGUAUCCCAGGCCUUCCACAUCUCAUCCAUGUUUAAAAGCCCAAGUUCGGAUCUGUCUCCAACUGAGACCCCAGACAGUCCCCUGUCCCCCCACCACACUGUCUGCUAGACCUCUGACCACCACACCUACAUGGGCUGACAACAUCCACCUGCUCCUUGUCUGGUUUGGAACGACAGGAGAUUUGAAGUAUAUGAAAUAAUUUCCUGUGAAGUUAAACCUCAUACCUCAGCGUUCAGACAGACAGAGAGAGAAAGAGAGAGAUUUUAAAUGUGACUCAGAGGAGGAAAUGUUGUGACCUUGGAGAAGUGAAGCUGUAGGGGGCCAUGUGAGGUGUGUAGCCCGAGCUCUUAACCCCCUUGGAUUGACCACAGCCUCAUAUGUGACACUUACGUGAGAGGAAAGAUGACUGAAUCCUGAGAGCACCAACCACUACACCCCACCACUCUAAAGUACAAGACCUGUAAAUAUAUACAGAAUUUGUACAGCUUGAAUGAUACUGUAAAAGCACUUUUAUGUUAGUAUAAAUAACCACUUUGAUUUGGUAGAUAUAUGAAAUGUAUUUUAUACAAAAAUGUGAUAUAAUCUGUAGUUGUGUCUCUUUUUUUUCAUAAACCCUGUGAAUGUAAAAGUUGUGAAGGAAAGCACAAAAUAGUGAAAAUGCAACUGUUGUCCCUGUUGUGAUGUAGCAUUUACAUUGUGUAGAUAUGCAUCAGUCCUUCUGUUUGCAAAGUGUUGCAAAAGUAGUUUCAGUAAGGUAUGAAUGACUAAGUGUCUAGACCACAGAUUUAAUCCAUGUGUUUCAGAAGUAGGGAUAUUUAUCUGAUCUUUUUUUAUUUCUAAUGUACAGUAUGUCUCUAGACCUCUUGCCAGAGAGCAGACAGUUAUGGUAAUAAAUGUACCCUUUUUUUAAG